Messenger RNA from Vitrella brassicaformis, 1656 nucleotides. The record is from the annotation of a GenBank genome assembly. NCBI's taxonomy places the organism in Eukaryota, Vitrellaceae.
CAAAUUUCGGCUGAAUCAUCUUGAGUACACCAUUGAAGGCAUUUUUAUAUGACGAGUCGGAUGGAUAUCGUGGCGAACGAGGCGAACGAGGCGAGCGAGGCGAGCGGGGACAGUGGACCUGACGUCUUCUUGGGCGAGCGACGACCACGAGGACUCGGAGAGGCCCUUGAUCCUAGAGGCUUCUUUUCGGUCGACCCAGUUACCUUCACCGGAAUCACAAGAGUUUUUCGAGUAGCAUAUCGAGCAGCAGGUAGGCACAAGCGGGACACCAAGUCGGGGGAGGCGGGAGGGGAGCGGAGGGGGACACAUCUCUGUUGACCUGUUCGAUCCAGAAACGGUUGCGCGCGCCAAUCCGGAGCUUAUGGAGUACCUGGCGAUGCAGGACGCCAUGCAAGGUGUGCACACGUACGACGCCAGUGUACUCAUAUCACGGUGUGUGUUGCCGUCUGUCGUCAUGGCAUCAGAGUCUCGGGGCCGCAUUGAGGAAGUGUUGUCGUUGAAGGGAUCACAGGGUCACUUUCAUGCCAAAUUGAAAUCGUCCAUCAAGUGUUCCUGUAGUAUAUUGUAUGCUUCUGCAUGUUCAGAUGGUCAUAAGAAGGGCCGCGAGCCCUCAGAGGGCAGUGUGUCAGGAGGGCAGCGGACGCCCACUCUGCCGCCAUUUAUGUCAAACCUGAGAAUGCCCGACCUUUCAGGUGAGACGAUACUCCACGCCAAUAGAUAACCUAUGGUUUGUGUGUGUUUGCAUGCGCACAGCCAUCUACAGAGAGGAGUUUGGAGAGGCGGCUUCACCGACCACCCCGCCCUGCACAGCGCAACCGCCUUUGCUCGCCCUGCCCUUCCGGCCGAGCGGCUCCCCCACACCGAUCCCCUCCUCGCCCCUCAUCCAGCCCGCCUCGCCGGCCCACAGCCAAGCGGCAUCCGGUGCGUCGACCCCACGGAGCGGAAGACGUCUGGUGCCACCUCCCCCAAUGACGUGGUGGCAGCGACUGUGGGCAUUCAUCUGGGCGCUGCCCGCUCGGCUGUGCGGCUGCUGUCGGCAACUAUGGAACCAAAUGUGCUCCUGGGUCUGCGGCUGUGUUGGAAACAAGAAGAGCUAUUGAGGCCUCUGCGCAUGUCGUUGUCGCGUCUCGUUGGUCAGCCUUUUGCUGGCCAUUUGAGGCAGCGGCGUAUCGGUGGGAAGGGAGAGUGUGUGUAUGAUGGGACGCACUGAUUUUAUGCUGCGGUCUUCCAACCAUCCCUUCUGUAUUUCUCGGUCAAGCGGAGGUGCUGGUUGGCUCUGUCGACACUGAUUGUGGCCUUGUUUGGUAAGGUUUCCCGUGUGACAGACAGCUUUGGCGAUUGAGGAUUUAAGUUCUGAAGUGCACUCUAUUUAUGAAGUCCAUGUCCUCCAUCCUUCUAGCGAUCCACCAUCACUCACCCUAUGUGAUCAUGAUGACGUGUACAUUCACGCGUGAGAUAGUGAAUGUUGUUCUCCGUCUGACAUGCAAUCACACUCAGCGACGAGCCGACGACCGUCAGCCCGUCGGAAAAACUAUCGGCUGAUCGUGGUGGGUGGACUGAUGUGUUGAUUGCCAUCGACGUAGCCGACCAAUCCGGUCAGUUGAUGGCAUGGGUGUGCAUGAGUCGGUUCAACGGAGAGGGGCGCAUGUCUCCUAC